Parnassius apollo (apollo) is the source of this 642-nucleotide messenger RNA. Lineage: Eukaryota; Metazoa; Arthropoda; Insecta; Lepidoptera; Papilionidae. The record is from the annotation of a GenBank genome assembly.
AUGAGUGACACUGAACCGUUUAGUAGCGGCUCGUCAGAUAUUUACCAGCCGCCUGUCUACGAGUCAUGUUCAACCAGUUCAGAUGAUGAUGGAAGCGAUGUUGGUUUGUUGACAUUUCAAAACCAAACUAAUGAGGCGAACGAUAAAGAUACUUGCAAGAAGUGCGACAAGCUGAGUAACAAACUAAAAGAUAAGACAUUGGAUAGCGAUGAAACCCAACAAAUACAGAUAGAGAAGAGUCUUCAUCAAGCCAAGGCCGACACUUUUUUUGUUGAUUUAAAAGAGAAGAGUCAACUUGCUCUUAAUAAUGAAGAAUGCGAAGUAUUAACAUAUGAUUAUCAGCAGAAUAUGCCAUUACCUAAAAUUCCAGCAGUCAGUGUUACAACGGGAACGCGAGUAUUUGAUUAUUUUCCUAUAACGAGAAAUGCUCAAGCCCAACUAUCAGUUCUGCCUCAGAAACCGCUGUAUGAUCAUGCAUUGCCGUUGAAAAAGGCUAAAUACAACGAUGUUAUGCAGUUGGUAAAGAACUAUGUUCCACCAAAUAAACUAUAUUUCUACAGGGCCCUUAAAAGUGAAGCUGUCGGACCAACAGAUGAUAUUUCUAGCGAAGACGACGAUGAUCAAGCUGAAGUUAACCUUUAA